Messenger RNA from Metarhizium robertsii ARSEF 23, 756 nucleotides. RefSeq lists its product as uncharacterized. NCBI's taxonomy places the organism in Eukaryota, Fungi, Ascomycota, Sordariomycetes, Hypocreales, Clavicipitaceae. The coding region runs from base 1 to 756 and encodes 251 amino acids. The record is from RefSeq and is a predicted model, not a curated record. The transcript is spliced from 2 exons.
AUGGCGUGUAGAGAAGUAAAACCAUGCAGUGUUCCUGGCCUUAACGAGACUUUGAAAGUCCAGGACUUGGAGGAAAGCCGUAAUAUUUACAACCUGCUCCCAGACGAUUCACAACAACCGGAAAUCCUCGAGUCACACAUACACGAUCUUGCUGCACUCUUCGUUCGAAAUCGCGCUGAUGGAAUCCUCGGCAUCCAUUUAGCUCAUGCCCACUUUACCAUCCCUGAGAACACCGCUAUACUCGGUAUUAACUACGAUAAGCCUUCCUGUCGCUGGGCCAGACCCAUGGCCAUCCGAACUGUGGAUCUCAGCAACGUACACGGGCACAUAUUCGUUCUCACAAACCACGGUUUCCACCCAUACGAGUAUCAAAUAGGCCCUGGACCCGAUUUGUCCGGAGUUGAUAGCGCCUUCCUCUCGGAGCUCGCUGAUUAUCUGAACACAAAUAAUCUAUCAACUCUUGUUGGACUGCAGGUCAUUGGCCAGAAUCCCGCACACAUGUUAGAGCUCGUCCUCCCUCAAGGAACUGUCAUGCUGGAUGUCUCGAAUUUGAACGGAUGUGUCCCCUCUAGGCAAACUGGCUGGAAGUUCGAACUUGAUAACGGUGAGCCACGCGUAUGUACAGCAAAUGAGAUGCAUGGCACGCAUGAGAACGGGCAUAAGAUUUACAACGAAGGUGCGCCUUAUCCAAAGCUGGCAACUUUUCAGGACGUCAAGAAUGCACUUGUAAAGGCUGGAAUUCUUUCUGUAGCUUAG